UGUCGAAUCUUCCACGAUGGCUUACGGCUGAUUAGUUCUUAAUUACACCUCUAAUAGAUUCCAAACCCAUCAAUAUCAUCAGACAUGGGAAAAGAGAUCACAAGAAUUGUAUGAGAUAUUUUAAGUGCACGUUAUAGUUAUUUGAUUUGUACAAUAUAGGGAUGCUCUUCAUAUUGCUGGACUGGGUACAUUCUUGAAUAUCUAAACUGCCAUUGAUUGCAGAACCCAAGUCAGAAAAACAUUACUCUAGGUACUGCGUUUGAAUUUUGUUUGCAGUAAGAAUGGAUAAAACAGAGUUCUCUGUUUUGGCCAGAAAUGUGGCUACAGGAAGAUGGUUUGUGGUAUUUAUAUCUUUUCUGAUCAUGUCCGUUGCAGGAGGGACUUACAUAUUUGGUAUAUACUCACAAGCGAUUAAAACAGUCCUGGGCUAUGAUCAAGAGACUCUGACCACAUUGGGAUUUUUCAAAGAUCUGGGAGGGAAUGUUGGCAUUUUGUCUGGUCUGAUCAACGAGGUUACUCCACCAUGGGUAGUUUUGGGCAUAGGAGCCAUUAUGAACAUCACUGGUUAUUUAAUGAUCUGGUUAUCUGUGACCCAAAGGAUUGCCAAGCCCAAGACUUGGCAGAUGUAUUUAUACAUCUACAUAGGAUCCAAUUCUCAGACUUUUGCGAAUACAGGGUCUCUGGUUACCUGUGUCAAGAAUUUCCCUCAGAGCAGAGGAAGUGUGCUGGGAAUUCUUAAGGGAUUUGUAGGGCUCAGUGGAGCAAUCUUCACUCAAAUAUACCAUGCUAUCUAUGGCCAGAACAACACAGGAGUAAUUCUUCUGCUUGGUGUGUUGCCCUCUGCAGUAUCCCUGGCUGUCAUGUUAAUAGUGAGACCCACUAAAGUGAUUACAGAGAAGAAAGAGCUGAAGCGCUUCUACAACUUCCUUUACAUAGCCCUAGCCCUCGCAGGGUUUCUGAUGGUCAUGACUGUGGUUGAGAAUAGAGUGAAGAAGUUUCCACAAUCAGGCUACCAAAUUGUAGCUGUCUUUGCCAUUCUUUUCCUUAUGUUUAAUCUUCUUGUGGUUGUUGAUGCAGAGAUUGACAAAAUGAAGCUUGAAAAACUCUCUUCUCGGAGGGGACAAGGGUCUCAGAAGCCUCUGCAGAUUGAUAUUGUUGGAAGUAAAAACAAGGAGCAAAACCCUAGGGAGAUCAAGUUAACAGAUUCGCGCAGGGGAGCUCCUGCGAACCAACAGGAAGACAAGCCCGAAUCCAUAAGAUCCAGUCUGGCAAGAAUUUUCAAGGGCCCAACCAGAGGAGAGGACUUCACCAUUCCACAGGCCCUUGUGAGUGGGGACAUGAUAAUCUUAUUUAUAGCCACUACUUGUGGGGUUGGAACCACUCUCACUGCCAUUGAUAACAUGGGUCAGAUUGGGCAAUCUCUGGGAUACACUCCUGUGAAUAUCAGCACUUUUGUUUCUCUCAUCAGCAUCUGGAACUUUCUGGGCCGUGUGGUGUCAGGAUACUUGUCUGAGUUUCUCUUGCUUAAGUACAAAUUUCCCAGACCUUUGUUGUUUACCAUAAUAAUGCUUAUUGCUUGUAUUGGGCAUAUUUUUAUAGCAUUUGCUCUGCCUGGAUCACUAUAUGUAGCCUCAAUCAUUAUAGGCCUGUCUUUUGGAGCUCAAUGGCCUGUGGUUUUUGCUGUUAUCUCAGAGCUCUUUGGUCUAAAGUACUAUGCUACUCUUUACAAUUUUGGAGCUGCUGCAAGCCCACUGGGAUCCUAUCUUCUCUCAGUGAGAGUAGCUGGAAAACUAUAUGAUAAAGAAGCCAGAAAACAGUACUUUUCUGCAGAAUUGUUGCAGGGAGCUAAUGCACCUGCAACAGCUCAUAAUAAGCUGACCUGCAUGGGACAUGAGUGCUUUCGCCUUAGUUUCAUCAUAAUGACGUUGGUGUCAUUAUUUGGGGCUCUUGUUUCAGGCAUUCUUGUUUUCAGGACAAGGAAGUUCUACAGAAGUGACAUAUAUGCUCAGUACAGACUUGAAGCUGAAAAGUCCAAAGAAGAGGAUAACGAUGGUGAGGCUUCUGUUUCAAACCAUGGUAUGAAUUUUUAGUGGGCUAGUAACAGGGGAUGCAUGUUACAGUUAAUGCUCUUAAAAUUUUACUUUUCAAAGUGUAAUUAUGUUAUGAAUGUGUAGUAUAUUAACAUUGAUAUUUUUUAAGGAUAUCAGUUUUCUAUAAUCUAAAUGUUAAUUGUGGUCUUUUCUGGA
This is a messenger RNA of Cryptomeria japonica (Japanese cedar), 2246 nucleotides long. RefSeq lists its product as uncharacterized. The transcript has a single exon. Gene Ontology annotation, cellular component: membrane. The record is from RefSeq and is a predicted model, not a curated record. Bases 282 to 2090 code for a protein of 602 amino acids. NCBI's taxonomy places the organism in Eukaryota, Viridiplantae, Streptophyta, Pinopsida, Cupressales, Cupressaceae.